Phytophthora nicotianae INRA-310 is the source of this 1296-nucleotide messenger RNA. RefSeq lists its product as hypothetical. The coding region runs from base 1 to 1296 and encodes 431 amino acids. Gene Ontology annotation, molecular function: syntaxin binding. The transcript has 6 exons. The record is from RefSeq and is a predicted model, not a curated record. Lineage: Eukaryota; Oomycota; Peronosporomycetes; Peronosporales; Peronosporaceae.
AUGUCGGACGAGCAGGCGCGCACCACCAUGGAACCCCCGAGUCUGGAGCUAAAGCAGCUGGGCCGCGAGACCAAAAAUCUCAAGCAUAAGCACAAGAGCAAGCGCACCAGCAAGUGUGACGCGAACAAGAGUGGGGAGCUCAAACGAUCGCCAUCAUCCGCGGCGUCCCCCGGCCGCCACCACGUCCACUCCAAGCGCAACUCCAAGGCCAAUCGCGAGGAUGCACUGCGAGAACUGCUGGCGGGAAAGAUCGCGGAGAUUGAAGUGGGCGGCGAUGAGAAUCUUGAGGCUCCUAUUGACCUCUCGGGAAUCUACCAGGACGAGACACUUGCGAUGAGGCUGAAGAAUCAAGCGGAAGCUCUGAAACAGAAGGCAGACAUGCCUGCAGAGGAGAAGGUGACAGAGCUCGUCAAUAGUAUCACGCAGGCGAGCGAGCAGCUGGAGCUGAUGCAAAAGAAGAUCAGCGAGCUGAACGCCAAGUGCAUCCUCCUGAAGCAGCGCAAGAGUGCAGUGAGCACCGAGCUGGUCAAGACGAACACGUCCAAAGUCAAGCUGGAGCAGCUCUGUCGUGAGCUGCAGAAGCAGAAUAAACUCAUUGUAAGUGAGAGCCGUCGUAUCGCUGACGAAGAGGACCAGAAGAGGCGCGAACUGUCAGCACAGUUUCAAAAAACGAUCGAAGAUGUGAGUGCCAAGAUGGACAAACAGGGCCAGGACUACGUGGCUUCGUUGAAAGAGAACGAAAACCUUCAGCAAAAACUGAAGACAUUUCUGGAGCAGUACACGGUGCGCGAAGAACACUUCCAGCGUCAACUAGAAGCCAAGGACCUAACUGUCCAGCUUGCAGAGACGAAGCUGCAACACCAGGUGGAGCUCACCACUCGCGAGGCGGAGAAGGUGAAAAUCACCCUUGACAAGGCGAAAGAGUUCUCGGAUCGCGAGAUGGAGCUGCAAGCGCAACUCAACUCGUACUCUGAGAAGUUCGAUGUGGUGCAGGAAACACUGACGAAGAGCAAUCAGAUGUUCACCACCUUCCGUGAAGAGAUGGACAAGAUGGCAAAAACGACCAAGAAGCUAGAGAAGGAAAACCUUGCGCUUAGAACAAAGUGCGCUGCGUACGACAGCGGUGCGAUUGCUUCUAUUCAAGAGAAGGUAGCAUCUGCUGAGGAGACGCUUAAGCUACAAGAGAAGGUCAAGAAGCUCGAGAGUCUGUGUCGCCAUCUUCAAGCCGAGCGCAAUAGCAUUCGACAAGCCCAGCAAGUUCAAACUACUGGCGCUGCUGCUACCGAGUCAGCUUGA